This is a messenger RNA of Helianthus annuus (common sunflower), 1041 nucleotides long. Its product is annotated as ras-related protein RABC2a. Lineage: Eukaryota; Viridiplantae; Streptophyta; Magnoliopsida; Asterales; Asteraceae. Gene Ontology annotation, molecular function: GTPase activity; GTP binding. The record is from RefSeq and is a predicted model, not a curated record. The coding region runs from base 236 to 856 and encodes 206 amino acids. The transcript is spliced from 6 exons.
UGGAACACAUUUGGCGCAAAAACACCAUUCAUAUUAUUCUCUCUCUCUCUCUCUCUCUCUAAACUCUCUCUCAUCAAAAAGACAGUUUCUUCUUUCUUUCUUCAAGUAAAGAAAACGAAUUAGAUGCCACUUCUCCGUUACAAGAUUUCCUAUUAACCCAACUCAAAUCCCAUUUUCAAACUCUUUUUAAACUCAUUUGUUGUUGCUUCAUCUUCAAAAGAAAACAAUCAUUGAAAUGGGGUCAUUGUCUGGUCAGUACGAUCUCUCAUUCAAGAUCUUGUUGAUCGGUGAUUCUGGUGUCGGGAAAAGUAGUCUUCUCGUCAGUUUUAUUUCGGAUUCUGCUGAAGAUAUUGCACCCACUAUCGGUGUUGACUUCAAAAUCAAGCAGCUUACAGUUAGUGGAAAAAGAAUAAAACUUACAAUUUGGGACACUGCGGGACAAGAACGAUUCAGGACAUUGACAAGUUCUUACUACCGGGGCGCCCAAGGGAUUAUUCUAGUGUAUGAUGUUACAAGAAGAGAAACCUUCUCAAACUUGAAAGAAAUAUGGGCUAAAGAAGUUGAUUUAUACUCCACUAAUCCAGACUGUGUGAAGAUGCUUGUUGGAAACAAAGUUGACAAAGACACUGAAAGAUUUGUGAGCAGGGAAGAAGGCAUUGCUCUUGCCAAAGAGCUCAAAUGUUUAUUUCUUGAAUGUAGCGCGAGAACUCGGGAAAAUGUACACCAAUGUUUUGAAGAGCUUGCAUUAAAGAUAAUGGAGGCUCCUAGUCUGCUAGAAGAAGGAUCUAACGUAGUGAAAAGAAACAUAUUGAAGCAGAAACCGGAGAACCCUCCAACCGAUGGCUGUUGCUCAUAGAACAUCUACUAGUUUAUGUAAAGUUGUUUGCAUUUCUUUUAAAUGUAUGUUUAUGUAUAUCCUCAUGCUUAUUUGUGGUUUGAUAUAUCAUAUCAAUAGAAAAUAAAAAAAAAGGUGUGCUACUUGGAGGUUUUAAAUGUUUACAGGGUUUUACAAGUAAUGAGAAAGGGUUGUGUUUUUUAUUU